Microthlaspi erraticum is the source of this 1050-nucleotide messenger RNA. The record is from the annotation of a GenBank genome assembly. NCBI's taxonomy places the organism in Eukaryota, Viridiplantae, Streptophyta, Magnoliopsida, Brassicales, Brassicaceae.
AUGGAACCAACAACUACAACACUCUCAUUUCCCUAUCUUCAACUAAUAACAAUCAUCAUAUUCUCAUUCCUUCCUUCUCAUCUAGAAGGUUUGACCUCUACUACUAGUACUACUACUACUCAAGAACCUUUCAACGAAUCCUCAAGACUUCUCGAUCUCCUCCUAAGAGACUACACUCUCAACUUCUUCAAGAACCAACAUAACUCAAUCAAGACCGGCGUUCUCCGGCGUGUCCACCUCCCGUCCAACUACUCCGGCAUAAAACUCGACGCCGUUAGGUUCCGGUGUGGGAGUCUCCGGAGAUACGGUGCUCAAAUCCAAGAGUUCCAUAUCGGUGUCGGAGCGAAUCUUGAGCCGUGUAGUGAACGUCUCGUGGUUGUGAGACAAAUCUUGGGGUCGAAUUGGUCCGAUAUAUUUUACAAGAACUAUGAUCUCUCCGGUUAUAGACUUGUCUCUCCGGUUCUAGGGCUCUUAGCUUAUAACGCAUUAAACGAUGUUGUCUUUGGGAAUACUUUGAGCAGCUCUUAUCAGAUAAGUCUCCUCCUAGACGAUGCUAAAGAUCCGUCCACCGUUUACUUCGGGAACGUUUCUGGACCGUUGACGGUUGAAAGAACGUUCUUGAAUAAGCCAAUGUGCGUGACUUUCGGACUCGACGGUAGAGUAACGUUCGCCGGAGAAGUGAAGCCGUUUGUAUGCCCGGUUAAAACUAACGGACAUUUUGGUCUAGUGGUGAUGGAUGAUCCAAGAGUACCGGAGGGUGGAGGAGAAACGGAGAUGAAGAAGGAGAAGAUCGGACGGUGGAGAUCGGUCGUUGGAGGGCUUGUUGGGUCUGUGACGGUGGGGGUGGUGCUAUUAGCGUUUGUGGUGGUGGGUGCGAUUGUGACGGCGAAGAAGAGGAGGAGAAGGGCAAAAAGGGAAGAGAUGGUGAGAAAAGCUUAUGAAGAAGAAGCUCUUAGAGUAGUGACAAUGGUGGGGCAUUCUAGGGUUCACGUUGCUUCUGCUACAAGGACUUUGCCGGGUUUCAUGGAACAUGAGUGUGUUCCUAAUUAA